GUGUUCCUGACGGCGCAGCUCCGGCUGCGGAGCCGCCUCACUGACCGCUGCUGGCGGGUCCGGGAGGUGCUGCAGCACGCGCGGCACUUUCGGGGAAGGAAGAAUCGGUGCUACCGGCUGGCGGUCAGAGCGGUGACCAGAGCGUUUGUGAAAUGCACAAAAGCGCGACGACUGAAGAAGCGGAACAUGAGGACACUCUGGAUUAAUCGAAUUACAGCUGCUUCCCAGGAACAUGGCCUGAAGUACCCAGCAUUCGCUGUCAAUUUAAUCAAGUGCCAGGUGGAGCUCAACAGAAAAGUACUCGCGGAUCUAGCCAUCUAUGAACCAAAGACUUUUAAAUCUUUGGCUGCUUUGGCCAAAAGGAGGCGAGAGGAAGGAUUUGCUGCUGCCCUGGGGGAUGGGAAGGAGCCUGAAGGCAUAUUUUCCAGAGUGGUGCAGGAUCACUGAGGGGGAUUCCAACACUGUGCUGCUCUUUGCAGCUGACUGUCUUAGGAAAAGGUUUUCCCCUCGAUGAUCACAGUAACUAAAAUAGUAGCUAAAACUUAGUUGUCAACAGUGUGUGAUCACCAGUCAUAUUAAUUGCAUUUUAGUAAAGGGCUUGAGAAAGACUCCUUCCCUCAUUGAGACAGAUUCAGAAAUUUUACACAGACUGUGCAAAUAAAACUCAUGUGGUGUAAAGCGUU
Suricata suricatta (meerkat) is the source of this 683-nucleotide messenger RNA. It is a transcript of the gene MRPL20, whose product is annotated as mitochondrial ribosomal protein L20. The annotation marks the transcript as partial. Gene Ontology annotation, biological process: ribosomal large subunit assembly; translation. The transcript is spliced from 4 exons. Gene Ontology annotation, cellular component: ribosome. The record is from RefSeq and is a predicted model, not a curated record. Lineage: Eukaryota; Metazoa; Chordata; Mammalia; Carnivora; Herpestidae. Gene Ontology annotation, molecular function: structural constituent of ribosome; rRNA binding.